Messenger RNA from Lichtheimia ornata, 1062 nucleotides. RefSeq lists its product as uncharacterized. The transcript has a single exon. Gene Ontology annotation, molecular function: N-acetyltransferase activity. The record is from RefSeq and is a predicted model, not a curated record. The coding region runs from base 1 to 1062 and encodes 353 amino acids. Lineage: Eukaryota; Fungi; Mucoromycota; Mucoromycetes; Mucorales; Lichtheimiaceae.
AUGGCCGAACCCAAAUUGUGCUUACGCACAUACAGGCCGACCGAUCGUGACCAUGUCGACUUUUUAUUCUACAGCACCUACUUUGCUCUUGUUCCCCAAGGUGUCAAACGAAAGCUUGCUGCUCCCAUGACAUGGGUCAUUGGUGUGGGGAUCUAUGCCUACUUGCUAGCCAUUGUGCCCAUUCUGCUGGAGGGUAUGGGUCUACCUGCAUGGAGUGGCAUCGUACUACGCGUCUUUUUCACUAUCGCUUGGGUGUUGGUUGGCUUUGCGGCACUCUUUUUAUACACGGAUCGAUUUGAAAUGGUGGAACGAGUCGAAGCAGCACGACAAAACGACAUGCUUGAUCCAGAAGUGUCUUAUCUCAAUUACAUAAAGUAUGAAAAGGUGGUGUCGGAUGAAGAAAAUGACAACGACGGCGACAAUGAUGCAGCAUCAUGUUCCGACAAUGGCAACAAAAAAAAGAAACGAGUGACAUUCGACAAGGAUACCAAGCCCGCCACUGAACUUGUAAGAGAGAAGAGGAAGGAUAAGACGCCAUCUCAUUUUUGGGUGCUCGAAGUGGAUGGUGUACCCUGUGGUAUGGUGGGAUUACAAUGUCUCAAGGAACGUGUCAUGGAUCAACGUCCAACACCGGGACCAGGUUGGCAACGCAUCAUCUCUUUGCUUUGUAAUCGAUAUGGCCGUCCAAAUCCAUUCCAAGAAUUACCUCCUCGUGUCUAUCAAGAACCCCAUCCUCUCAACACUGCCACCCUCACACGCCUUGCCGUGAAAUAUGAAUUGCAAAACUGCGGCUUGUCCACCGUCAUGAUUACACGUGCUAUGGAAUGGGCGGAUGAACAUGGUAUCCAAACAGUAAAUGCUGUCACCAACGAAUGCCAGGAAACGGCCGCUGCUAUCUUGAAGGAACGCCAUGAUUUCAAAAUGGUCAAAAAGGUCAGCACUGGAUGGUUUGGACAAUAUGACAAGUAUUGGGAAUGCAAUGUCAAGGAUUGGAAGGAACAACAAAGGUUGAAGCAACAACAAGAACAAAACGUACCACAGCAAGAAGACGAACAAACAUAA